Messenger RNA from Pollicipes pollicipes, 1553 nucleotides. Its product is annotated as T-complex protein 1 subunit theta-like. NCBI's taxonomy places the organism in Eukaryota, Metazoa, Arthropoda, Thecostraca, Pollicipedomorpha, Pollicipedidae. The record is from RefSeq and is a predicted model, not a curated record. Gene Ontology annotation, molecular function: ATP hydrolysis activity; ATP binding; ATP-dependent protein folding chaperone. Gene Ontology annotation, biological process: protein folding.
UGAUAUUUGAGUCGCCGCGCCCUUGUGCAGUUUCCUGCGGUGGCGAAGUGCUAACUAUCGAUCGAAAUAGAUCGAACAUCGCUGAUUGGGAUUGUCUAGGUCAGGUUUGUGAGAUAGUUUCUGACGACUUGAAAAUUUGAUUUGCCUGCACCAUGGCACUUCAUGUCCCACGAGCACCCGGCAUCGGGCAGAUGCUGAAAGAAGGGUCCAAGCAUUUAUCCGGCUUAGACGAGGCUGUGUAUGGCAACAUUCGCGCCUGCAAGGAGUUCACCGACACUCUUAAGACGGCCUAUGGACCUCGCGGCAUGAACAAGAUGGUCAUCAAUCACAUUGAUAAACUCUUUGUGACAAGUGAUGCAGCCACAAUCAUCAGAGAAUUGGAGGUGGAACAUCCGGCGGCGAAGAUGAUGAUUCUCAGCUCGCAAAUGCAGGAGCAGGAGGUCGGGGAUGGCACCAACUUCGUUCUCAUCAUGGCUGGAUCGCUCCUGGAGUCGGCAGAAGACCUACUCAGGAUGGGCCUGACGCCGACGGAGGUGGUGGAGGGAUACGAGAUGGCGCUGAACAAGGCGCUGGAGCUGCUGCCAACGCUCACCUGCGGCGAGGUCAAGGACGUGCACAACGAGGCCGAGGUCAAGCGGGCCAUCCGGCCGGCAGUGAUGAGCAAACAGUACGGCAACGAGGACUUCAUCACCGAUCUCAUCACCAAAGCGUGCCUAUCGAUCCUGCCAGAGAAGACUGCCUUCAGCGUCGACAACGUGCGCGUCUCGAAGAUCCUGGGCGCGGGUCUGCUCAGCUCACAGGUGGUGCAGGGCAUGGUGUUCCGGCGCGAGGCCGAGGGCACCGUCACCUCCAUGGAGAAGGCCAAGGUGGCCGUCUUCACGUGUCCCGUCGACAUCGCCGCCACCGAGACCAAGGGUACCGUUCUCAUUAAGUCUGCUCAGGAACUGAAGGACUUCUCCCGCGGAGAAGAGAACCAGCUAGAAGAACAAAUUAAGGCCAUCGCCGCCACGGGAGCCAAGGUGAUCGUGGCCGGCGGCAUCGGCGACAUGGCGCUGCAUUACGUCAACAAGUACGGCCUGAUGGCGGUGCGCAUCAUGAGCAAGUUCGACCUGCGCCGGCUGUGCAAGACGGUGGGCGCGACGGCGCUGCCGCGCCUGACGGCGCCCGCCGCCGGCGAGCUGGGCUACUGCGACCGCGUCUACACGGACGAGCUGGGCGAGACGGCCGUGGUCGUGUUCCGCCAGCAGGCGGCCGAGAGCCGCAUCGCCACGGUCGUCGUCCGCGGCGCCACCGACAACAUGAUGGACGACGUCGAGCGUGCCGUCGACGACGGCGUCAACAACUUCAAGGCGCUCACCAAGGACGGCCGCUUACUGCCAGGCGGCGGCGCCUGCGAGAUGGAGCUGGCCCACCUGGUCUCCCAGUACGCCGACACGUGCCCCGGCCUCGAGCAGUACGCCAUCAAGCGAUUCGCCUCGGCGCUCGAGGUGUUCCCCAAGGUCCUGGAAGACAACUCGGGCUGAAAGUCGACCGAGCUGCUGUCUCGGAUUUAA